Clonostachys byssicola is the source of this 480-nucleotide messenger RNA. The record is from the annotation of a GenBank genome assembly. NCBI's taxonomy places the organism in Eukaryota, Fungi, Ascomycota, Sordariomycetes, Hypocreales, Bionectriaceae.
AUGUUUACAUUGCCAAACUCUACUUUUCUACAUAAUUCAUUUUCUGCCAGCAACGAGUCUCUGCCAGACUCUGCCAGCAACGAGUCUCUGCCAGACUCUGCCAGCAACGAGCCUCUGCCAGCAACCCGGGAUCUACCAGCCAGCAGCCCAGUCUCUGCCAGCAACCAGGCUCUGCCACAACCCAUCUGCCAGCAACCCGUUCUCCGCCAGCAACGAAGAAAUCGCCGAAGAAACCCUCCACUUUACGCGGAUGGGGGCCAUUGCGGCCGUUUUAAACAAUAUACCAGCGUUUGGGACGAUUAUUCUCAUGUGUUUUCCGGCGCGAGGGAGAUGAGGAGGCGCGAUCGGGCCCACGGGGCCGAGCAGGGUGCCCUCCUGCCCCUGUACCAUGCUGCGCCGUCCGUCCCUGCCGGGGCCGUUCCUGCCGCUUCCUCCACUCGCCGCCGCCAGGUGGCCAGCGAGGGCCACGAGGAGGUGUAA